Molecule: messenger RNA, 956 nt
Organism: Westerdykella ornata
Lineage: Eukaryota; Fungi; Ascomycota; Dothideomycetes; Pleosporales; Sporormiaceae
Product: NAD(P)-binding protein
Exons: 2
Coding region: 270-956 (228 amino acids)
Biological process (GO): import into nucleus
Cellular component (GO): cytoplasm
Source: RefSeq, a predicted model, not a curated record
ACCGAAUUUCUCUUCUCUAUCCAUCUGGAUUUGCGGAGUAAGGUAGUAUCCGGGUCUAGUUCAGACCGUGACAGUGAAGAAAAGGUCACCUCGGCCGCCGCCGACAUAGAUGGCAGGGGUGCUUCGAGCUAAAAGCAAUGACGCACCUGUUCACAAAACCUCCGCAACUUCUGCCGCGCGCCAUAACGUCUAUAUCAUAGUCCAAUUGCGAAACUAAUAUCUGCCCUGUACUGAUCUCAAAAAACCUCCAACGCAGCGUCUCCAGCACAAUGACCACCGCGGUCCUCGCCGGCAGCACCGGCCUCGUCGGCUCCCACAUCCUCACCACCCUCCUCUCUACCCCACAAAUCACCACCACCCACGCCUACACCCGCCGCCCGCUCCCCAACCCCUCCAACUCAAACCUCCACACCAUCCAAUCCUCCGACCCCUCCACCUGGCCCUCCCACUUCCCCGCAAACGCCACCCUCUUCCUCUCCGCCCUCGGCACCACGCGCGCCGCCGCAGGUAGCAUCGCCAACCAGCGCAAAAUCGACCUCGAGCUCAACUACGACCUCGCCAAAGCAGCAAAGGAACACGGCGUCGAGACAUACGUCCUGAUUUCCUCGUCUGGCGCAUCGGCGACGUCGCGGUUCGCGUAUCCGGCUAUGAAGGGCGAGUUGGAGGAGCGGGUCAAGGCGUUGGGGUUUAAGCAUUGUGUUAUUCUAAGACCGGGGCUUAUACUGGGGGAGAGGCAGGAGAGGAGGUGGGCGGAGGGCGUGGCGAGGGGGUUGGCGGGUGUGUUGAAGGGUGUGAGUCCCGGGUUUGUUGAGGGGUGGGCGCAGGAUGCGGGGGUUAUUGCUAGGGCGGCGGUGAGGGCUGGGGUGGAGUGUAUCGAGGGGAGGGGGAAGGAGGGGGUGUGGGAGAUUGGGCAGGGGGAGAUUGUGAGGUUGGGGAGGGAGGAGGGUGGGGAGUAG